Oryzias latipes (Japanese medaka) is the source of this 1278-nucleotide messenger RNA. RefSeq names its product rasd family member 4 (gene rasd4). Gene Ontology annotation, molecular function: GTPase activity; GTP binding. NCBI's taxonomy places the organism in Eukaryota, Metazoa, Chordata, Actinopteri, Beloniformes, Adrianichthyidae. The record is from RefSeq and is a predicted model, not a curated record.
AUUGCAUGUGUCCUAUUGGCUGCAGCAUAUUCAAGCUGGAAUUGCAGCUCUCACCUGAUUGGCUGAGGCAGCAGGUGAUGCUAAAUCUAGAGAGCAGCCUGAUAAGCACACACUCACGUGCAUCUGCUAUCAUCCUCCUCCAGCACUUCCAGCUCCAUCAGUACUGCUGAGACUCUUCCAGGAUUAGCAGCGACCCAAGUUUCAGGAGAAAGAACGGCAGCAUGUCCAUCGCGGUGAAGGAGAAGACAGAUGUGCGCCUGGUGUUUCUAGGAGCAGGUGGAGUGGGUAAGACAGCCCUCAUACACCGCUUCCUCCAAGACACCUUUGAUCCAAAACAUCGGCGGACGGUGGAGGAGAUCCACAGGAAGGAAUAUGAGGUAGGAGACGUCAAAGUCACCAUCAACAUCAUCGACACCAGCGGCAGCUACUCCUUCCCCGCCAUGCGCAAGCUCUCCAUCCAGACCGGCGACGCCUUUGCCCUGGUCUACUCCGUGGAUGACCCUGAUUCCCUGGAGACGGUCAAGAGGCUGCGAGAUGAGAUCAUAGAGCUCAAAGAGGACAAGCACGCACCCAUCGUGGUGAUCGGAAACAAGAUCGACCGCCACAAUGAACGGUUGGUGUCCAGCAGGGACGUGCUGGCCAUGGUGGAGCUGGACUGGGACCACAUCUUUGUGGAAUCCUCGGCUAAGGACAACAUCAACGUUCUGGAGGCUUUCAUGGAGCUGCUUCAGCAGACCGACCUCCCCAGUCAGCUGCGGCCAGCUCUGUGCCGGAGGCGGGAAACCCUCCCCGAGAAGGGCAGCAAACACCCUCCGAUGAACAAGACCAACAGCUGCCUCAUCUCAUAGAGACUCAGAGACAAGAGAAGCAGCUGGAAAAAAAACAGAAAGGUGUUUUUCUGGCUGACACACACCCACAAAAAAAAAAAAAGAAACUUGGAAGGUGAGGAUGGCAGUUGACCCAGAAUGUAAACCAGGAAAAUAAAAAUUCAAUGAAAGUAGGAAUAUUGACAGUCUAGAUAAUUUGUCACUGACAACCUGCAUUUUAAUGUUCAGUAGCUUACAAAAACGCAAAACUACACUAAGGAAGAAGUGAAGACGAACUUUUACAGUUGUCAAAUGAAAUAGUUGGAACUAACAUCCAACAGUGAGAUUGUGAUCAAAUGAAGUUGUUUAAAGACUUGUGCAUCUCUGUAUCUGUUACAUACCCGCACUGUUUCCCUGUUACUCUCCUCUUAAAAACCCAGUUUGUCUUGAAAUAAACCAUAAAUCAUUUGUA